UCCCGUUCCCCAGUCGCUUACAAAUACGCGUCGCGAUCGGUUCAACUUUCGGUGGAGCUCUCUAUUCGUGGCAUUACUGCGUCUACGCAAUUAAGCAUUUCAUUCUAGAGUGAGAUUUGCGUUAUCUGUUCAGUGUUUGUCUGCAGAGAUUUCGGUUUAAUAAGUCUAGACUCCGUGAACGAGUGCAAUGGCCUGUACAUUAGACAUCACUUUUGAGAAUGGCACAAAAAUGCCAGCCCUCGGAUUCGGUACUUGGCGGGCAUCGGACGAAGAAGUGGAGAAAGCGCUCAACGAAGCCCUGGAAGCCGGUUACCGUCACAUCGAUACUGCACCGGUAUAUCUUAACGAGAAAACCAUCGGCAAGGUGCUGAAACAGUGGAUCGAUGCAGGAAAGGUGACCCGAGAUGAGCUCUUCAUUGUGACCAAAUUACCGCCGCAUGGAAUAAGAGCCAGCUCGGUGGAGAAAUUUCUUAAAAAAUCGUUGAAUGAUCUUCAGCUGGAGUACGUCGAUUUGUACCAUGUACAUGUGCCCUUCACGCUACCGGAGGUUAACGGCCCGUUCCUGGUGGAAAAUGGUUUGAUUGUGCUGGAGACAACAACCGAUCAUGUGGCGCUUUGGAAGGCCAUGGAAGCAGUCUACGAGGCCGGUCUCGCACGCAACAUAGGCCUAUCGAAUUUCAACCAACGGCAGAUACAAAGGAUCCUCGAUAAUUGCCAAAUCAAACCGGCUAAUCUGCAGAUCGAGAACCACAUCUAUCUGCAGCAACCGGAACUGGUGAAGUUUGCCAAGGCCAACGGCAUUACCGUCACCGCGUACUCUCCGCUAGGGUCCAAGGGAAUCGAGAAACUUUUGGGCCGCGAGGUACCGGAUCUGCUGGACAAUCCGGUGGUGAAGGAAAUUGCCGAAAAGUUGGGAAAAACGCCCGCCCAGGUACUGCUGCGCCACUUGCUGCAGCGCGGGAUUUCAACGAUCCCGAAAAGCACGAACCCCAAACGGCUGCGGGACAACAUCGAUCUGUUCACGUUCGAUAUCGAAGAUUCCGACAUGGUGCGUUUGAAUGAGCUGGAUCAGAACAUUCGCAUUUGCGAUUUCGGAUUUUUCCCCGGAGUCACCAAGCACCCGGAAUUCCCUUUCUAAGAAUGAAGAAUAGUCAAAAUCGAAAAUAUGAUAUCGAAUUUAAUUUCUCAUUAUUUUCUACUAAGAAAACAAAUGGAUAUACAAUAACUUUUUUUUUAUUAGAAAGUAGGAUUUUUACCGUAAGCCCCUAAUGGGGUUGCCAUUUUAAAUGAUUUAGAUUCAAAAAUUUGUUAUCCGUGCAACAAUAUAGUUUGGUAAAUUGAUAA
This is a messenger RNA of Armigeres subalbatus, 1344 nucleotides long. RefSeq names its product 1,5-anhydro-D-fructose reductase. The transcript is spliced from 7 exons. The record is from RefSeq and is a predicted model, not a curated record. NCBI's taxonomy places the organism in Eukaryota, Metazoa, Arthropoda, Insecta, Diptera, Culicidae. The coding region runs from base 188 to 1138 and encodes 316 amino acids. Gene Ontology annotation, molecular function: oxidoreductase activity.